Esox lucius (northern pike) is the source of this 2772-nucleotide messenger RNA. RefSeq names its product growth arrest-specific 8 (gene drc4). Gene Ontology annotation, molecular function: microtubule binding; small GTPase binding. NCBI's taxonomy places the organism in Eukaryota, Metazoa, Chordata, Actinopteri, Esociformes, Esocidae. Bases 130 to 1572 code for a protein of 480 amino acids. Gene Ontology annotation, cellular component: microtubule; Golgi apparatus; motile cilium. The transcript has 11 exons. Gene Ontology annotation, biological process: flagellated sperm motility. The record is from RefSeq and is a predicted model, not a curated record.
CUGUUGAUAAUAUUACAGUUGGAUCUGUUUAGCUAGCCAGCUUGCUACAUAGGGAUUGCUAAAUCUUAAGUUCUUGUUCGUCCUUUUUCAAAAUACAGCGAUAUCUGUGACGGGUGGCAAUACUUCAGAAUGCCACCCAAAAAGAAGGCUGCAGCUAAGUCGGCCAAAGGGAAGACGCCCACAGUAGUUGAUGGACUUUCCACAGAGGAGAUGUCAAAGGAACAGCUGGAAGAGCACAUUGUGCGGCUGCGGGAGGAGCUGGACAGGGAGAGGGAGGAAAGGAACUACUUCCAGCUGGAGCGGGACAAGAUCCACACUUUCUGGGAGAUCACCAAGAGACAACUGGAGGAGAAAAAGGCUGAUCUGAGGAAUAGAGAACGAGAAAUGGAGGAGGCAGAAGAGCGCCACCAAGUGGAGAUCAAGGUGUACAAGCAGAAGGUGAAGCAUCUGCUGUACGAGCAUCAGAACAGCAUUUCAGAGCUGAAGGCAGAAGGUGUGGUCUCCAACAAACUGAUGCAGAACGAGCACAAUGAGUUGGAGAAAGAGCUGUGCAAGGGCAUGCGUACCCUCAAAGUUGACCUUAAGGAGCAGGAGCUUGCCAAUGAGAACCUUAUUAAGGGACUCAAACUGAAGCAUGAUGAGGAAAUAACCAAAAUGAGAAAUGACUUUGAGAGACAAGUGAGAGAAUUUGAGGCCAAGUUUGAGAAGAAAAUGCAGGUGCUUCGUCAAGAGCAAGACCUGAGGAGGAAGACAGAGAUCCAUGAGAUUGAGGAGAGGAAAAACAGCCACAUCAACAUACUGAUGAAGAACCAUGAGAAGGCCUUCAGUGACAUCAAAAACUACUACAAUGACAUCACUCUCAACAGCCUUACCCUCAUCAACACUCUUAAGGAACAAGUGGAGGAUUUUAAGAAGAAAGAAGAACGUCAGGAGAAAGAGAUGGCUAAGGUACUGCUGCAGAACAAGCGCCUUACGGAGCCCCUGCAGAAGGCCAAGGAGGAGCUUGCUGAGCUGCAGAAACAACUGGCUAACUAUGGGAAGGACAAAGUGUCAUUGGCGGGGACCAAAGCACGUUUGAAGGUUGCAGAUAAGGAAAUGAAAGACCUGAAGUGGGAACACGAAGUGCUGGAACAGAGGUUUAGUAAGGUCCAAGUGGAGCGUGAUGACCUGUAUAAGAAGUUUACUCAGGCCAUCUUGGAGGUUCAGCAGAAGAGUGGCUUUAAGAACCUUCUGCUGGAAAGGAAACUGGGGGCUUUGACUGACACCUUGGAGAAGAAGGAGGCCCAGCUCAACGAGAUUCUGUCUGCCUCCAACCUGGACCAAACAGCCCUCAGCAUGGUUACAGGCAAACUGGAGGAAGUUUUGGACUCCAAAAACAUUGCAAUCAAAGACUUGCAGUAUGACUUGGCACGGGUUUGUAAGGCCCAUAAUGAUCUUCUGAGGACCUAUGAGGCCAAGCUGCAGGCAUUUGGGAUCCCUGUGGAGGAGCUGGGCUUCAAGCCCCUGGAGUGCAGCGUGGCGGGACACUCCCUGGGCCAAGGCCCUGCAGGCUUGGUCUCUGCACCCACAUGAGGCCCCAAGUCUGGACUCAGAGACACAGACACUUCCCUGAACCAGAUUCUGAUCUCAGCUCUGAGCCAAACUAUUACCUUAUGCGCUGCUAAUUUUACUCUUCUCCCUACCUCUUUUCUUUUUCUUCUUCUAGUGUUUAAUAGAAAUCUAGCUGAAGAUGAACAGCAUCUCUUUAUUUACAAAGAUAAACUUGAUACAUCAUGCUGUUUUUUUCUCUACACAGUAAGCAUUUCCAGAUUAAAGUAUUUCAGUCUCUGCCGCUGUAUUUGUGUAUAGACUCAGAGUUGUGAAAAAAAAAAAAAACAUAUAUUUCAGAAAACAUGAAGGCCAACCCAGCAGCGGAUGAUCAAGACCAUUUAACACUAAUUUGUCAUCAACAGUAUAUCACAAACCUCUGUUGUUAUUUUGACCAAAAACAAUACAUAUCUCUGUGAUUGCAGCACUACAUUGUAAUACCCAUUACAGUAUCUCCAAAAGGAGUGACUGAACAUUCCCUGGUUAGAAGAAAUCCCAGUUCUUUUUUUGUGAUGCUGCAGGCAGAGUCAGUACUUGGGGUAAGCAGCAUGAGUAAACAGAUCCUUCCUGUCUGGUGACUACAGUACACGCUGCUGACGUCAGUGUAAUAGAGUUGGGAAUGAUUUCCUGGCACACGCUGGGUCCCUUGAUACAACGGAGUAAUGUUCAAGUGCUACAGCACAUCAGAACAUUGCUGCAAACCCCAGGUGCAUCUCUUCAUAUCUACAGUUGAUAUUUUGUCACGUAGAUACUUCCAGUAGGAUAAUGCACCACGUCUCAAAGCAUGUCAUUUUUCAGUGGUUCCAGGAAUAUGACAGCAGGUUCAGUUUAGCAUCCCCAGGCCGCAAACCAAUACAACAUAUUUGGGAUGAAACGUAGUGGGCAUGAUGUUGACUCUGCAGUAACUAUGUGAAGCCAUAGUUUCAGCGUGGAUCAAUGUCCCUGUGAAAAAUUUCUGCCACCUUAUGCAUUCCCUGCCCACCAAACUUUGUGGAGGCCAAGGGGUUCUGACCUGGUAUAUGUGUACGUAACAAACUGGGAAUUGGAAUGUGGAAGUGGAGUGGAAUUAAUAAACUGAUUUGCCCAAGCCAGGAAUAUUUGGUUUAUGAUCAUGAGAAUGUACUAAUACAGGAAUUCCUGACCUUUGUUGGCCUGUCACUUGAUUUUGAUAUAUAAUAAAGUGAC